Coffea arabica (coffee) is the source of this 872-nucleotide messenger RNA. Its product is annotated as probable calcium-binding protein CML44. Gene Ontology annotation, molecular function: calcium ion binding. The record is from RefSeq and is a predicted model, not a curated record. NCBI's taxonomy places the organism in Eukaryota, Viridiplantae, Streptophyta, Magnoliopsida, Gentianales, Rubiaceae.
GACAAUUUUUUUUUUUUUGAUGAAAAUUCUCCUCAAGUCGACAGCUCACAGCAAAUGAAAGGCAUUUCUUUUCCUCCCCCCACAAUUGCUUGAUCCCCAGCACGAAUGUCUUGUUGGCACUUGGCACCAGCAUGUCUUGUCUGAGUGCCAAUGAUUUACAGAGAAUUUUUCAGAAGCUUGACAAAAAUGGUGCUGGACUGAUAAGCAUCGAUCAGCUGAAAUGGCUUCUCGAGAAAAUUGGCUUCCAGACCAGUAUUGAUGACCUUCAAGCCUUGAUGGGCAGCGGGAAAUGCCUUGAUUCUAUUGAUUUUUUCUUCUUCUAUGAUAUUGUCAUCGAGAAGCAAAAGAAGGGAGGUGAUGAAGCCAGUGAUGACUUGAACGAUGAUGGUGAUCUAGUCAAGGCUUUCAAGGUAUUUGAUUUGAAUGAUGAUGGAUUCAUCUCAUGUGAAGAACUUCAAAGUGUACUAUCAAGAUUAGGAUUAUGGGAUGAGCAGAAUUGCCAAGAUUGUAAGAGAAUGAUUAGCAUGUAUGAUAUGAAUUCAGAUGGCCUGCUUGAUUUUGAAGAAUUCAAGUUUAUGAUGCUUUCUGAUUUUAGUUAAGUUUUCCAUGCAUUUUUGUAAAAAUAUAAACCAAGUUAUGAUUGAUUGGUUAGUUUUAUUCAAUGACCACAUGUCAUUUGUUUAUUGGCUAGUUUUGUUGGCAAGUCUAAAGUUGACCACAUGUGAUCAAAUCCCGUAAUAUUAGUCAUAGUAGAGUUAGAAGUCUCGUGUCUGGUCAUUGUACGAAGUAGAAGUUGCCUCUAGUUUUGGUCCUCCAGUGUAGCCUCGUUGUUUUGUUUUCACUUGUAAAAAGUUGUUGCCGCAACUUCGUUU